Molecule: messenger RNA, 2313 nt
Organism: Vigna radiata var. radiata (mung bean)
Lineage: Eukaryota; Viridiplantae; Streptophyta; Magnoliopsida; Fabales; Fabaceae
Product: exocyst complex component EXO70B1-like
Exons: 2
Coding region: 313-2301 (662 amino acids)
Biological process (GO): exocytosis
Cellular component (GO): exocyst
Molecular function (GO): phosphatidylinositol-4,5-bisphosphate binding
Source: RefSeq, a predicted model, not a curated record
GAGAAUGAUUAUGAGGUGGUCGUACUGGGUUUCAAAAAAAAAAUUAUAUUUCCCAUUUUGUUUUUAGAGUACGAGUUCUCCGAAGAUGAANUUGGCACUUUUAGGUCAACAAAUUGUUUUGUUUUUUACUUGGAGACCAAAAAAUAACCAGGAUCACUUUAAUCACGGUGAGGGGUUUCUCUCAACCAAAAAUCGGGGGUCUCUGUUUGUGGUGGGUGAAUUACUGGAUGCAAACCUUGCUAAUGCUGAACCAAAUUCUAAGAUGGCUGAAGAGACCAAAGCUGUUUACUGGGAAAGUGGAGCUGGUGGAAGAUGCUUCUUUAUAUUGUUUUCAGUUUCAUCAUUUGCCUAGCCGUCUUGUUCACACCUGCAAGGUCGAGCUNCACCUCUCUCCGGUUGGAAGCUCAUUUGGCAUUUUUGGUUCUAAUAAUCACUUCUAUUUAUUCCUUUUUAUUUGAUAACGUGGUGAAGGGUAAACCUGAUGCAUACAGCCUCAUCUCUUGUGCUGCUUUUGCUACCAUGUCGCUUGGCUUGUCAAAUCUCACUCAAUUUGGAUUCCAGAUUGAUCUGUUAUAUUUCUUCUGCGGAGGUUUAACAGUACAACUCAUGAAGAUCAAACUGUGGUUAAUCACGGUUGGAGCAGGUUUCACUUAUUCUCUCCUCCAGCUUCGUCACUAUCCGAGAGACACACAAGGGGAGAAUCUUCAGCUCCUGAACCAAAAUCAAGUGAUCAUUCAAGUGGAUGAUUCAGGAACAAUUAGUAGUAGCAGUCCUGUUAUCAUGGAACAACAAGCUAAUGCUGAUGUCGGUAGUACUCUAGGCGCCUCACCAGAAGAUGGGGAUCUUAUUCAAAGCAAUUCAGCUUCACAAAAUGGAAGCGUUGUUGAUGGUCUUUCUGUCCAACAACAGCUCAUCGACUGUAUAAAGGAGCUUGAAAUGGAGAAUCGGAUGCUUGUUCCCAUGGUUUGUAGUCACGUGGAUAAAUACCUUAAAGCCGUGUUUGACUCCAAAGACAAGGACCAGACUCAAAUGUUGGAAGUACCGGAUCCGGACAUCAACUUGGUGAUGGAUGCGCUUCCGUUUGAAAUUAUAAGCCGUCUUAAAGAAAUCGUAAAGCUGAUUGUGGUAGGAGGUUUUACGGAGGAAUGCAGCGACAUUUACAGCAAAUGGCGAAAGGAGUUUGCAGAACAGUGUCGGCGGGCACUUGGGUUGCAAUUUCAAACGCCCAACGAUGAGGACGUUGAGAAGUGGUUAAAAACGUGCAAGGCAACUUCGAAGAUACUGUUUCCCAAUGAAAGGAGACUCUGCGAUUACCUCUUUUCAGNGUUCUCUGUCGCUGCGGAUGCCUUCUUCNACAAGGUUUGCAANGAACUGACGAUUGGACUAGUGAGUUUUGCCGAUACCACCAUGACAACUGGGAAUUUGCCGAAUCUUUUNUUCAACNUUGUCCCUAAAAUGUCGGAGCAAUUGGGCGAGUUGAUACAGGAAUUCAUCUUGCCGGUUUGGUUUCACAAAUUGUCGUUUGUAGAUGAUAUUCAAGACGUUCUGCAAAGAUUGGCUAUGCUAAACAAGUUGAGGAAACUUACUUAUCCCNANAAUGUGCAGGCACCUGUUACNGAUGGAGGGCUUCAUCUGAUUACUAAGAAAGCAAUGGACCACAUCCAUACAAUGUCUAAAGGUAAGAUAANGCAAAGGGCUGACCNUACUUACCGCAUCGGGAAUUCUUCAUAUUGGGUGGUUAUAGAAAGGAUGAUUGAGUUGUUAGAGAGCGAAUUGGAAGCCAAGUCUAAAGAGUACUACGCCGACCCUGCAUUGGGCUCUGUUUUUAUGAUCAAUAAUCUCANCUACAUAGAACAAAAGACGCAUGAUUUGAAAUUUGACGAUGAUUGGUUUCGACAAAACACAGCAAAGGUGGAACAAAACUACAACCUGUAUCUAAGAAGUUCGUGGAAUAAGAUUGUGGGCUUUUUGAAGGUUGAGACGAAUGAGUUGGCGGAGGCUGAUAUGGUAGCGGAGUUAAUGAUAAAAAAGUUCCAUUUGUUCAACCUGCACUUUGAAGAGACAUGCACAAUUCAAUCUACAUGGACUGUCUCUGAUAAGCGACUGAAGGAACGAAUUAUAAAAUCCAUAGAGGAGCUUUUGUUGCCAGAAUAUAAAAAGUUUUGUGAGAGGUUUCGAGAUGUUUUUGAUAAUCAAGCUGAACAUUAUAGUAAGUUUGGAUUUCUAGACAUUCAAAAUUGUCUCAGCCAUUUGUUUAUGCUAGAUGAUGAGAUGACUCUGGAAGACAAGAAAACUGUAUGAAGUUUGCAAUAA